AUGGGAAAAGCACCUUGUUGUGACAAACAUGGAGUGAAGAGGGGAUCUUGGACACCUGAAGAAGAUGAGGCUUUAGUUGAGCAUAUCAAGAAGCAUGGAGAAGGAAGUUGGCGCACUCUCCCCAAACAUGCAGGACUACAGCGAUGUGGAAAAAGUUGUAGGCUGAGGUGGAUUAAUUAUCUACGACCUGGCAUUAAGCGUGGCCCAUUUACUUCUGAAGAAGAGACUAAUAUCAUUCAACUUCAUGCCUUGCUUGGCAACAGGUGGGCUGCUAUAGCUUCUCAACUGCCAGGAAGAACAGACAAUGAGAUCAAGAACUAUUGGAACACCCAUCUAAAGAAGAAUCUUCAUCACCACUCCGGAGGGACUAAACAACCUUGUCUCAGCCCUCAUGCAGGGAUUGUCAAGUCGGAAUCUCCUUCGACACGGCACAUGGUACAAUGGGAAAGUGCUAGAGUUGAGGCUGAGGCAAGGUUGUCAAUGGAAUCCUCAUUGAACAAUUCAUGGUCACCAGCUAAAGCUUGCCCUGAUUACUUUCUUAGAUUAUGGAAUUCCGAGGUUGGAGAGUCGUUUCGUGGCCUCAAGGGAAGGGAAAGAGUAGGAGAGAGUCAUAGCCUUGUCUCACAGGCUUCAACACCAUCAUCAUCAUCAAAAUUGGAGUCAUGUUCAGAUGCCUCAUUGCAUUUGAAAAACACUGUUCAAGAACAAAUAAGUAGCUGCAAACCAAAGCUUGAAUAUGACACAGGUGGAUCAGAUUCCGGCAACUAUGAGUACCUUGAUACUUCUGAUUCCGCAUUCAAACAAUAUCUGGAUAUGCCUGAUGAAGAUAUAGAAUUCUUGGACCACACUGACAGUUUCCUGAACCCUCCUGAUGAUGAGGAGGAGGAGGAUGAUAGAUGUGACUAA
This is a messenger RNA of Arachis stenosperma, 906 nucleotides long. Its product is annotated as transcription factor MYB17-like. The record is from RefSeq and is a predicted model, not a curated record. The coding region runs from base 1 to 906 and encodes 301 amino acids. NCBI's taxonomy places the organism in Eukaryota, Viridiplantae, Streptophyta, Magnoliopsida, Fabales, Fabaceae. The transcript is spliced from 3 exons.